Podospora pseudopauciseta is the source of this 267-nucleotide messenger RNA. RefSeq lists its product as uncharacterized. Lineage: Eukaryota; Fungi; Ascomycota; Sordariomycetes; Sordariales; Podosporaceae. The record is from RefSeq and is a predicted model, not a curated record. The transcript has 3 exons. The coding region runs from base 1 to 267 and encodes 88 amino acids.
AUGUCUGCUUGCUUCUCCCUUGGCUUGGGUCUGGACGUAGCCAUUUCAGGAGCCGUCGAGAUAUUCCAAGAAUACCACCACCACAAGAAGCUCAACUUUUGGACCGGCAUCGAUUUGAAGACGCAUGCCAAGUUGCAAACACUUGGCCCAGAUAGCAAUUCCGGUUCCAGCAAAAACUCUAAUACUUUCGAGUCAGCCAAGCAUUCUGCCAAAGAGCUUGCUCAAGCCGAAGAACACUCCAAACACGCUCCUUCCAAACGGAGAUAA